This is a messenger RNA of Haliotis rufescens (red abalone), 1998 nucleotides long. Its product is annotated as mucin-5AC-like. The transcript has 2 exons. The record is from RefSeq and is a predicted model, not a curated record. The coding region runs from base 1 to 1998 and encodes 665 amino acids. Lineage: Eukaryota; Metazoa; Mollusca; Gastropoda; Lepetellida; Haliotidae.
AUGCCGACACCCAACACAGCAGCCCGGACACCCAACACGGCAACCCAGAUACCCGACACAGCAACCCGGACACCCAAUACGGCAACCCAGAUACCCAACACAGCAGCCCGGACACCCAACACGGCAACCCAGACACCCGACACAGCAGCCCGGACACCCAACACGGCAACCCAGACACCCGACACAGCAACCCGGACACCCAACACAGCAACCCAGACAUCCGACACAGCAACCCGGACACCCAACACAGCAACCCGGACACCCAACACGGCAACCCAGACAUCCGACACAGCAGCCCGGACACCCAACACAGCAACCCGGACACCCAACACAGCAACCACAACACCCAAAACAGCAACCCGGACAAUCAAAACAGCAACCCGGAGACCCAACACAGCAACCUGGACACCCAACACAGCAACCCGGACACCCGACACAGCAACCACAACACCCAAAACAGCAACCACGACACCCAGCACAGCAACCCGGACACCCAACACGAAAACCCAGACACCCAACACAACAACUCAGACACCCAACACGGCAACAACAACACCCAAUACAGCAUCCCGGACAAUCAACACAGCAACCCAGAUACCCAACACAGCAGCCCGGACACCCAACACAGCAACCCAGACACCCAACACAGCAACCCAGACACCCAACACAGCAACCCAGACACCCAACACAGCAACCACAACACCCAACACAGCAACCCAGACAUCCAACACAGCAACCACAACACCCAACACAGCAACCCGGACACCAAGCACAGCAACCACAACACCCAACACAGCAACCACAACACCCAACACAGCAAACACAACACCCAACACAGCAACCGCAACAUCCAUCACAGCAACCGCAACACCCAACACAGCAACCGCAACACCCAACACAGCAACCCGGACACCAAACACUGCAACCACAACAACCAACACAGCAACCACAAAACCCAACACAGCAACCACAACACCCAACACAGCAAACAAGACACCCAACACAGCAAACAAGACACCCAACACAGCAACCGCAACAUCCAUCACAGCAACCGCAACACCCAACACAGCAACCGCAACACCCAACACAGCAACCCGGACACCAAACACUGCAACCACAACAACCAACACAGCAACCACAAAACCCAACACAGCAACCACAACACGUAACAUAGCAACCCAGACACCCAACGCAGCAACCACACCAACCAACACAGCAACCACAACAACCAACACAGCAACCACAACACCCAACACAGCAACCCAGACAUCCAACACAGCAACCACAACACCUAACACAGCAACCCAGACACCCAACACAGCAACCACAACACCCAACACAGCAACCACAACACCCAACACAGCAAACAAGACACCCAACACAGCAACCGCAACACCCAUCACAGCAACCGCAACACCCAACACAGCAACCGCAACACCCAACACAGCAACCCGGACACCAAACACUGCAACCACAACAACCAACACAGCAACCACAACACCCAACACAGCAACCACAACACCCAGCACAGCAACCACAACACGUAACACUGCAAGCACAACACCCAACACAGCAACCACAACACACAACACGGCAACCCAGACACCUAACACAGCAACCACAACACCCAACACGAUAACCCAGACAUCCAACACAGCAACCGCAACACCGAACACAGCAAACCAGACACCCAACACUGCAACCCUAACACCCAACACAGCAGCCGCAACACCCAACACAGCAACCACAACACCCAACACGGCCACCCAGACACCCAACACAGCAACCACAACACCCAACCCAGCAACCACAACACGUAACAUAGCAGCCCAGAAACCCAACACAGCAACCCAAAACAACCCAACACCGCACCGCAACCCAAACACGCAAAACUCAACACUACAAUCUAAACACCCAAAAACUCCGCAACCAAAACACCCAAACACAGCAACCGAAACAGCCAAACACCACACCCAACACCCAAACACCGCAACCUAA